Messenger RNA from Alnus glutinosa, 631 nucleotides. Its product is annotated as protein RADIALIS-like 3. NCBI's taxonomy places the organism in Eukaryota, Viridiplantae, Streptophyta, Magnoliopsida, Fagales, Betulaceae. The transcript has 2 exons. Bases 97 to 384 code for a protein of 95 amino acids. Gene Ontology annotation, molecular function: DNA-binding transcription factor activity. The record is from RefSeq and is a predicted model, not a curated record.
GCGUUCUCUUUGCUCAUACAUCGAUCGGAAUAAUAUCCUUCCUUCCUUCCUUCCUUCCUUCCUUCUUGGUGUUUAAUUAAGUCGCAAGAUAUAUCAAUGGCUUCAGGAUCGACAUGGACAACCAAGCAAAACAAACUGUUCGAGAAUGCUCUGGCCAUAUAUGACAAAGACACCCCAGACCGCUGGCACAAUCUCGCCAUGGCAGUGGGCGGCAAAACCGUGGAGGAAGUCAAGAGGCAUUACGAGGCUCUUGUCGACGAUGUCAUGCAGAUUGAGACUGGCCAAGUGCCGUUGCCCAAUUACAGAAAGCUUGGAUCAGGAACCACCAAAGGUUACAAUUACAUGGAUGAAGAACAAAGGAUGAAGAAUCUGAGGCUCCAGUGAAGCUUGAAUACGAGAGCCAUAUAUAUAUAUAUAUAUAUAUAUACAAGAAGAAAGAAAGGAGUCCUCCACUCUGCAGCUAGCACUACAAUUCCAAGAAUAAGAUGUGAUUGAAUGUCUACUUUUACUUAAUUCUCAUAUUGGAUGGUGUAAAAUAUUUCCUUCCUUUACAUGUAUCAAGCAAAAGUCAUUUCAUGAGUGACUUUUACGUGUUCCUUAAGGUUCAAUAUAUAACUCAAUUAUAUCAUAA